Molecule: messenger RNA, 1404 nt
Organism: Tetrahymena thermophila SB210
Lineage: Eukaryota; Ciliophora; Oligohymenophorea; Hymenostomatida; Tetrahymenidae
Product: peptidyl-prolyl cis-trans isomerase, cyclophilin-type protein
Exons: 4
Biological process (GO): protein peptidyl-prolyl isomerization; protein folding
Molecular function (GO): protein binding; peptidyl-prolyl cis-trans isomerase activity
Source: RefSeq, a predicted model, not a curated record
AUGACUUAAGAAAUUAUUAACAUUACAGAAGACGGUGGUAUCACCAAGCAAAUUCUUCAAUAAGGUGAAGGAGACGAAUAUCCAUAAGCUGGUUAGACUGUUGAAGUUUUAUACACUGGAAAACUUCUUGAUGGAACAGAAUUUGAUUCAAAUACUAAUAGAGAUGAUCCUUUUUCUUUCACAAUUGGCAAAGGUUAGGUUAUCAAAGGAUGGGAUUUAGGUGUUGCUACAAUGAAGAGAGGUGAAAAGGCUGUCCUUACCUGCACAGCUCCUAAUGCCUAUGGUGAAACUGGAAGUCCCCCUAGAAUUCCUCCUAAUGCUACUUUACAAUUUGAAGUUGAAUUGAUUGACUUCCGCGAGAGAACUAAAACAAAAUGGGAUUACUCAUUAGAAGAAAGAGUUGAAAUUGCCAAAAAAUACAAAGAUGAGGGUAAUGACGCUUUCAAAAAAGGUGAUCUUGAAGAAGCUGAUGUUUUAUACGAUUAAUGUAUUGAUUACGUUGAUUUUGGUGAAGAUGUUAAUGGUUCUCUUGAACUUAAGUUCACUGCUUACCUUAACCAAGCAACAGUUUAUAAUAAAUAAAAAAAAUGGGACAAAGCUAUUAAGAAUUGCACUAUUGUUAUUGAAAAGCAACCUAAUAACAUCAAGGCUUACUUCAGAAGAGGUACUGCUAGAAUGAAUUAUGGUUUCUUAGAUGAGGCUAAAGCUGAUUUCCAUAAAGCACAAGAAUUAGAUCCUAACAAUGCUGAAGUUAUCAAUUCUUUGAAAGUUCUUGCUUAGAAGUAAAAAGAAGCCAAUGAAAAGCAAAAGAAAAUGUGGGGUGGCCUUUUUAAAAAUUCAUAUUAUGACGACUAAAAAUAAACUAUUGUAGAAUUCUCUGAUCCUAGUAAUCCUGUUGUUUUCUUUGAUAUUCAAAUCGGAGAAGAAGAACCUUAGAGAGUUGAAUUUGAGCUUUUCAAGAAUAUUGCUCCUAAAACUGCUGAAAAUUUCCGUGCCCUUUGCACUGGAGAAAAAGGUACUGGCGUUUCAGGAAAGCCUCUUCAUUAUAAGGGAUCCAUAUUCCACCGUCUUAUUAAAGAUUUUAUGAUUUAGGGAGGUGAUUUCACUAACUCUAACGGUACUGGAGGUGAAUCAAUUUAUGGCGCCAAAUUCCCUGACGAAGACUUCAAAGCAAAGCAUACUAAGAGAGGUUUACUCUCUAUGGCUAACAGUGGUCCUAACACAAACGGAAGUUAGUUCUUUAUCACCUUUAAAAAAACAGAAUGGCUCGAUGGUAAGCACGUAGUUUUUGGUGCUGUAACUAAAAAUAUCGAAUUCCUUGAUAAACUUGAAAACUCUCCUUGCGAAGGCGAAAACCCAUCUCCAAGCAUUAAAGUUGUUGACUGUGGUGUCGUUAAAGCUUGA